Messenger RNA from Didymodactylos carnosus, 3531 nucleotides. NCBI's taxonomy places the organism in Eukaryota, Metazoa, Rotifera, Eurotatoria, Philodinida, Philodinidae. The record is from the annotation of a GenBank genome assembly.
AUGAUCAAUACUGUGAAAUACUCCACAGGCAAUAAGACGCCAACAAAUGACUCCGAUUCUGUGCUUAUUGAUAAAACCACUUUAUGGGAUAAUCUGUCGGUGCCUAUCCGUAAUGUCAAUGAGAUAGACCUGAACGUUAAAGACGACACCAAAGAUGAAUGUCUUGCACCACUAUCAGAUAAACAAUGGCAGUCAGUGUGUGCAAUUAAAGAUAUGAUCGAUAUAAAAUACAGUGCUCAAACAACUGCGAUCGUUGGCAUUGGAAAUGUAGGACGAACAAUAGAAUCUGAAUCGGAUUAUGUGCCAUGGACAAAUUCAGAUCUGCAGCAGUUAGACGAAUGGCUGAAUAAAUGGUCUUUGAUAGAGCCCAAUGAUACAACAACAGAAGUUCAUGAUACCUUUCAACAUUUAUGCUCAUGGGAAGAUCAAUGUAAAACAUUAUAUAAUGAUGUGCAUGAAGCUGUACAAUAUCUAGAUACAUUGCAUGAUACAUACGCAAAAGUAUCCUACAAAACGAAUUCUUUAUAUAAGGCUUGCGAACAAUUAUUAGCCGAUCAAGCUAAACUUUCGAAUAUAACCGAAUGCAUCGAAAAUCGUCUGUCCUAUUUUGAUGAUGUUGACCGUUUUGCAAAGAAUUUUUCAAUGAUACCAACGACUCCAGAUAUCAAACAAUUGAUUCCAACCUUAUCUCGUAUUGACGAAUGUAUCUCUUACUUUGAAACACAUAGUACAUUUAAACAAUCGUUAAUGUACAAAAAUCAAAUGAAACAAGUUUUAUUAAGAGCCUUACAGAUGAUUAAACAACAUAUUAUAACUAUACUACAAAGUUCAUCGAAUAAUAUCGAUUCCAGUAAGAAUCACACAUUAUUAUCCGACGAUGCAUACACAUUGUUUUAUGGACGAUUUCGUAUCAAUGCACCGAAAGUGAAGGCAUUGUCUGAAGAGUUAGAGCAACGUUGCUCACGAAAUUCAGAAUAUGAAAAAACGUUAUCAGAUUGUCAUGAGUGUUAUACGAACCAACGGCGCAUGCUUUUAAGCUACAGUGUAACUAGUGCCAUUCAGGAUUUAACCGUAAAAUACGAACGCGAUAUGUGUACUCUGGUUCGGAGUGGUUGUGCAUUUGUUUUGCACUUAUGCCAAGAUGAAUAUCAAUUAUUUUAUCAAUUUUUUUCCAAAUAUUCCUCUCAAUUAGAUACAAUGCUAUCUGAAUUUUGUAAUCAGUUAUAUGAUGCAUUACGAUCUCGUAUUAUCCAUGUUAUACAUUUGGAAACUUUAGCCGAAUUAGUGACCAUAUUAAAAAUUGAAAUGGUUGAAGAACAUGUAAAGAAUAGUGCUAGAGAAUUGGCGACAUUCGAAACUGUUUGUACGCAAAUGUUAGAAGAUGUUCAAGAACGUCUUGUGUAUCGAACACAAGUGUAUAUACGUGAUGAAAUUUUAAGAUAUAAUCCAUCGCCGGGCGAUGUUGCCUAUCCGGAAAAAUUAGAAAUGAUGCAGAAAAUAGCUCAAUCAUUGAAAGAGCAACGUAAAGGAAGACGUCCAUCUCAGUCAUCAACUGAUUCAAGUUCAAAUGAAGUUUUUUUUGAAACAAUCGUUGGUACAGACAUACCCGUUCUUUCAUCAGCCUCCACUUUAUCACCGAGAGAUGGCCAAACCUCGUCAGCAUCUCCAGCUGAUCUACAUGGCAUGUGGUACCCUACUGUGAGACGCACAUUAGUUUGUUUGUCAAAAUUAUUUCGUUGUCUUGAUCGUAACAUCUUUCAAGGUUUGUCUCAAGAGACGUUAACCAUGUGUGUUCAAUCAUUAAUAAAAGCAAGUGAUCUGAUAAUAAAACGUAAAACAUCAUCUGACGGACGUUUAUUUUUGAUCAAACAUUUGUUAAUAUUACGUGAGCAGAUUGCACCGUUCAGCGUUGAUUUUGCUGUAAAAGAAAUGGUCCUAGAUUUUUCCAAGUUAAAAGAAGCAGCCAUGAAAUUUUUAACCCAGAGAUCAAAAUUUUUAUCAUUACACCGUGAUAAUGCAUUUUUAGAAUUUUUAUUACAAGGCACAUUACAAGUAAAAGAAAGUUUCAUCGAUUCAAAACGAGAAGUCGAUAAACAAUUGAAACAAUCGUGUGAAAGUUAUAUAUCGGAUAUUUCGACACAAUUAUGUGGUAAUAUACAACAAUAUUUGCAAAAAGCACAAGUCAUUUUGAAAAUGAAUGAUGAAAACAAUAAUACGAAUAUACAAAAAGUGUCAUUGAGGCUACAACCAUUCGCAAAACCAGAUGUACUACAUGAAAUUAUUAUUGAAAAUUAUAAUUAUUUAAAAAAACAUUUGCCAGAUAUUUUAAAAACGAUGAAUUUAUAUUUGGCAAAUAGAGAUACCGAACAAAUACUGUUUAAACCCAUUAAAACACGUCGUCGUUUACUAGUAACAAACAAACCAGAUAGUUCACAACACACCUUAAAUAAUCAUUAUCAAUCACAAACAACAAUAACUUAUCCUUUAUUAACUGAAACCGUACAAACAUUGCUAAAGCAACCACAAUUUUUAAUAAAUAAUAACGAUUCAUCUAUUGAAAAAACAACUCUUAUUAUAAUGUCGAACGGUCGUGAUCGUACAAGUGAAUUUUUAACAACAGUGAAAACAUUUCAAAAUCGAAGAAAUGGUCUUGAUCAUCCAUUGGUUUCACCCACAUCUAACGCAAAGCAAAAAUCAUCGGCUAUUCAACAGAGUAAUGAAUUUAUGCAAGCCGCUAAACAAAUUGGUCAAGAUUUAUCACAAACAUUUAUGAAAUUAGAACAGUUAACGAUAAUUGCUAAACAAUCAUCUUUAUUUUAUGACAAAGCUGCAGAAAUUCAAGAUUUAACAUCAGCUAUCAAACAAGAUAUUGGUAAUUUAAAUAAACAGAUUGCUCAAUUACAACAGUAUAUGUACAACACAAAUGGAAUAAAGUCGAAAAAUUCACAAACGCAUUCCAAUUCCGUCGUUUUCGUUUUGCAGUCUAAAUUAGCCAUGAUGUCAAAUGAGUUUAAGCAAGUACUGGAAGUUCGUACACAGAAUUUGAAAGAACAAAAAAGUAGAAGAGAUAACUUUUCUAAAAAUACUGUUGCUUCUUCCCUUGCUGCUGUACCACCAAUGUCCGUGAAUGGACGUCCGUCUGUCUUAUUACGUGAUGAUAAACAAGCGAAUGGAGACUCUGUUAUCAAUAUGGACGGUGGAUUAUCUCAGAAUCAUUCUAUGAAGCAACUACAAUUUAUCGAUGAAACAGACACUUAUUUGGCCAGUCGUUCGGAAGCAAUGCAAAGCAUAGAACAAACAAUUAUUGAACUUGGAGACAUCUUUACUCAGCUUUCAACAAUGGUGAAACAACAGGAAGAAUUAGUAUACAGAAUAGACAGUAACGUUGACGAUGCCGCACUUCAUAUCGAAGGAGCUCAUGAAGCAUUAUUGAAAUUCUAUCGUACUGUAACGUCGAAUCGUUGGCUCAUUAUUAAAGUAUUUGCUGUACUAAUUAUCUGUUUUCUAAUAUUUAUUGUUUUUCUGGCGUGA